Dracunculus medinensis (Guinea worm) is the source of this 354-nucleotide messenger RNA. The record is from the annotation of a GenBank genome assembly. NCBI's taxonomy places the organism in Eukaryota, Metazoa, Nematoda, Chromadorea, Rhabditida, Dracunculidae.
AUGUUCUUUGCCAUUUUCAUUCUUUUCCAUCAACCAGUAGAUUGUGGUGGUGUAAAUAUCGUUCAAUGCUCGAAUGGAGCUGAAGCACCACGUCCAUCUCUGCCAGCUGAUUAUUGCCGGGACUUGGAUAGUGCCGCUUGUAGUGUCAUAUUCCCGUGGACUCAAGAAAUUAUCGACAGCAUGCUAAAUCCCGAAGCGGCUUAUCAAAUACCAGAAGCUUGUGAGCAACCAUCUUAUGCAGCCCUUAGUAUAAGGCAAUGUCCACGUUCAUGCACCAAAUGUUGUUUGACAAAACAGUUCAAUUGUUCUAAUGGUCAGUUAUUCAUAAAAACUCAAAAGGAAUUCCAUUUAUAA